This is a messenger RNA of Octodon degus (degu), 967 nucleotides long. It is a transcript of the gene Tmx1, whose product is annotated as thioredoxin related transmembrane protein 1. The coding region runs from base 1 to 960 and encodes 319 amino acids. The transcript is spliced from 10 exons. The record is from RefSeq and is a predicted model, not a curated record. NCBI's taxonomy places the organism in Eukaryota, Metazoa, Chordata, Mammalia, Rodentia, Octodontidae.
AUGGUUGGGUCUAACAGCUUCCCCAAAGGCGGCUUGCUGGAACUUGGUCACCAGCUGAUGGGCCUUCGGGAAAUGAUCAGGCCCUGGGACUCCACAUCAGAGGAUGAAUCCAUUCAUGAUGAAGCUGCUGUCCUGUUGGGAGGGGAUGAGAACUUAGCUGGGACCUACUUGGCGAGAAUGGAUCCCGAGGAAGACUACUCCAGUUUUAGACAGGAAAAUGGAUUUGGUAGUGGGAUUGGGGUCCUGUCUCAGCCUCCCUGGUGCUGGGAUUACAAUUAUGCUCCAUGGUGUCCUGCUUGUCAAAAUCUUCAACCAGAGUGGGAAGGUUUUGCUGAAUGGGGAGAAGAUCUUGAGAUAAAUGUUGCAAAAGUAGAUGUCACAGAACAGACAGGAAUGAGUGGACGGUUUAUCAUAACUGCUCUUCCUACGAUUUAUCACUGUAAAGAUGGUGAAAUUAGGCGCUACCAGGGUCCAAGGACUAAGAAUGACUUCAUAAACUUUAUAAGUGAAAAAGAAUGGAAGAGUAUUGAGCCUGUUUCAUCAUGGUUUGGUCCAAGUUCUAUUCUGAUGAGUGCUAUGUCAGCACUCUUUCGGCUCUCUAUGUAUGUCAGGACUUGCUAUGACUAUUUUAUUGAAGACCUUGGACUACCAGUUUGGUCAUCAUACACAAUUUUUGCUUUAGCAACUUUGCUUUCAGGAUUGUUAUUAGGACUUUUAAUGAUAUAUGUGGCCGAUUGUCUUUGUCCUUCCAAAAGGCGCAAACCACAGUCAUAUCCUUCAAAAAAACCAUUAUCGGAAUUUUCUCAACCUUUGAAAAAAAUGAUCGAGGAGCAAGAAGCUGCUGCUGAAGAUAUUUCAGAAGAAGUAGCGGAAAGUAAAGAAGGAACAAACAAAGACUUUCCACACAGCACCGUACGACAACGCCCUGUGGGCCCAUCAUUGCCCCCAGAUCAAUCCUAGUUAAUUU